Messenger RNA from Schistocerca cancellata (South American locust), 645 nucleotides. RefSeq lists its product as uncharacterized. The annotation marks the transcript as partial. NCBI's taxonomy places the organism in Eukaryota, Metazoa, Arthropoda, Insecta, Orthoptera, Acrididae. The record is from RefSeq and is a predicted model, not a curated record. The transcript is spliced from 2 exons.
AUGGGAGGCCCACGGCCGACUGGUCGCGCGCCGCCAAAUGAAAUCUGCGGCGGCCGGCCCCGCCCCCACUGCCUGACAGCCGCCUCCGACGCUGACGCCCCCACACCGCCACCGCAGAGCGCGCUCCUCUGCCGCCUCCCGCUCCCGCCCCCGCAGACGCCACUAGAAAAAAAGGAAAAAAGGAAAAAAGAAGGAAAAAAGGAAAAAAGAAGGAAAAAAGGAAAAAAGAAGGAAAAAAAGGAAAAAAGAAGGAAAAAAAGGAAAAAAGAAGGAAAAAAAGGAAAAAAGAAGGAAAAAAAGGAAAAAAGAAGGGAAAAAAGGAAAAAAGAAGGGAAAAAAGGAAAAAAGAAGGGAAAAAAGGAAAAAAGAAGGGAAAAAAGGAAAAAAGAAGGGAAAAAAGGAAAAAAGAAGGGAAAAAAGGAAAAAAGAAGGGAAAAAAGGAAAAAAGAAGGGAAAAAAGGAAAAAAGAAGGGAAAAAAGGAAAAAAGAAGGGAAAAAAGGAAAAAAGAAGGGAAAAAAGGAAAAAAAGAAGGAAAAAAGGAAAAAAAGAAGGAAAAAAGGAAAAAAAGAAGGAAAAAAGGAAAAAAAGAAGGAAAAAAGGAAAAAAGGAAGGAAAAAAGGAAAAAAGGAAGGAAAAAAGAAGGA